This is a messenger RNA of Colletotrichum abscissum, 1572 nucleotides long. RefSeq names its product xylan 1,4-beta-xylosidase. Lineage: Eukaryota; Fungi; Ascomycota; Sordariomycetes; Glomerellales; Glomerellaceae. The transcript is spliced from 6 exons. Gene Ontology annotation, biological process: carbohydrate metabolic process. The record is from RefSeq and is a predicted model, not a curated record. Gene Ontology annotation, molecular function: hydrolase activity, hydrolyzing O-glycosyl compounds. Bases 1 to 1572 code for a protein of 523 amino acids.
AUGAAGAUGCUCGUUGCUAUGCGUGUGCUAUUCGCGCUGUGCCUCUUGCUCACACCAGCAUGGGCGAUUUGGAACCCCAUCAUCUCGGGCUUUAACCCUGAUCCUGCAAUUCUUCGGGUAAGGGAUGAUUAUUAUAUUGCCACGUCGUCGUUCGAGUACUGGCCUGGGAUGCCGAUAUAUCACAGCAAGGAUCUGUCGAAUUGGACGCUUUUUUCGCACGCCUUGACGAGGCCGGAGCAGCUGCAACUCUACGGCGUCCCAACCGGAGCUGGCGCCUGGGCACCAAGCCUAGCCCACUUCCACAACAAAUUCUGGCUCUCGGGCAUGACGCGCUGGACCUACGACCCCGCGGCCCGCGUCUGGCCGCGGGUGUGGUUCAUCUCCUCCCCGGACCUCGUAACCUGGUCUGACCCCGUCUGGGCGGAGCCGUGGGGCAUCGACCCAGAGCUCUUCCAUGAUUCGUCGACGGGGAGGACGUAUUUGAACCUGAUGGCGCCGAAUAAUAAUCAAGAGAGGCUUUGGGGGAUUGCGCAGUGCGAGGUCGAGCUUUCGAGCGGAGCGGUAGGCGGCACUGAUGAGUUACAUCGUACCUCGAUUGCUCGGAGUAAGUCGCCCUCUGGACCGUUUGAGGCUUGUCCGCAUAAUCCCCUCAUGUAUAACGGACAAUGGGGGGCCAAGAACUUGACCGUGCAGUCGACGGGGCAUGCAACGUUUGUAGAGACUGCUGAUGGGGAGUGGUAUGCUUCCUUCAUUGCGAGGCGGAAUGUGAAUGGCAGCUCGCCACUCGGCCGUGAGACCUUUCUGGCGCAAGUGACAUGGGAAAACGACUGGCCCAGCAUCAACAACGGGAAGCCCAUUAUUCUCAGCGAAGAGAUCGGGCCCAAGACAGGAAUCAAAAAGACGCCAGCCCCCUGGGUAGACGACUUCUCCGGAAGGGAGCUUGAUCCCUCGUGGUACCAGCUCCGAACGCCGUACGUCAAGUCGUAUGAUGUUGAUAACGGGCAUUUAGUCUUCAAGCCUAACGUCUUUGGCUUGAGUGAUCGGGAUCAUCCCGCGGCGGUGCUGCGGAAACAGACGUCGUUGAACAUGACGUUUUCUGCGGAGCUGCUUGGGUUUGAGGGCGUGUUGGGGCAGAGGAUGAGAGUUGGGGUGUCGAGUUACUUGAGUGAGUUCCAGCACCAGGAUAUCGGUGUCAAGGGGUGCGAUGGUGGGAUUGGGGGUAUAUGUUUGUAUACCGAGGUUAGGAGGAAUGGCACUGUGGAUUACUGGCAACGACCCCUCAACUCAUCGUCUCUGCUCAAGAGCGGGCUGAGACUUGACAUCCGGGCUGAACCAUUGACAUACCACCUGGGCUAUAGCAUCGGCGAUGGCGAGCCGACGUACGUCGCAGAGAUUGAUUCGAGGUGGCAGGCUUUCGCGCCAACGGGAUUUUUCGUGUUCACUGGAGCAUCUUUUGCGUUGUUUGCGACUGGUGAAGGUGAGCCGUGGCCUUUUGACGGGCCGAAAGUUGGGUUCACGCGAGUCGAGGAGAGGUAUCACGAGGAAGACAUUGGAGACUAUGACCGUUGGUGA